CCGGUUUUCCCUGUGUCCAGACAGCCAUAAGAACAUGAUCACCCAGGAGGAGGGGGAGGAGGAGGAGGAAGGGAGCCCCUUCCGGGAGGAGCGCCUGCACAGGAAGCACUCGGAGCUCAAGGAGAAGAUGCACAGCAUCAGCCAGGGAUUCGAGCGCCUGCGCCGCGUCGCACACCAGGGAUACGACCCCUCCAGCGAAUUCCAGGAGCCCCGCGUGAUUGACCUGUGGGACAUGGCCAAGUCCACCAACUUCACCGAGAAAGAGCUGGAUUCACUCCGGGUGAGUCUCCUCAAGCCUCCUCUGGACAGUUUUAAUUAG
This is a messenger RNA of Anolis sagrei ordinatus, 319 nucleotides long. The record is from RefSeq and is a predicted model, not a curated record. Lineage: Eukaryota; Metazoa; Chordata; Lepidosauria; Squamata; Anolidae.